Molecule: messenger RNA, 534 nt
Organism: Medioppia subpectinata
Lineage: Eukaryota; Metazoa; Arthropoda; Arachnida; Sarcoptiformes; Oppiidae
Source: the annotation of a GenBank genome assembly
GCGUUUCAGACCCUCGACGAACAUGAUAAACAAAUACUGAUCAAGAACAGUUGCGUCGAGAUCAUCUUGAUCCGAUCGGCGGUGGUCUACGAUUACGAGUUAGGCUUUUGGGAUAUAUUUGUGAAAAACAACAAUUCAGUGAGGGUCAAACUGGAUAUAUUGAAAGAGAGUCCAUUGGAUGUCUACACCGUUUGCAAACAGUUUCUGGUAAAAGCAAAACGCGACUGCGAAUCCGACUCAAUUAUUUUUGACUUGUUAACAGCAAUCGUACUCUUUGACCCCAAACGGCCUAAUCUAGUGAAUAGAGAUGUAGUGAAAUUUCAACAGAAAAUAUAUUUGUAUUUAUUGAGACGAUAUCUGGCGCUCCGAUACCAACCCGAGAGUGAAAUAAAAUUUGCCAAAACAUUGAGUUUAUUAAACGAUUUGUACGUUUGGGGAGAUCUUCAGCGGAAGAGCUCUUUGACAAGAGAUCCCAACCAUUUGGGACCACUUCUCACAGAAAUACUUGAUAUUAACCAAUAAUUACAAACUCAC